Messenger RNA from Ilyonectria robusta, 1386 nucleotides. RefSeq lists its product as uncharacterized. NCBI's taxonomy places the organism in Eukaryota, Fungi, Ascomycota, Sordariomycetes, Hypocreales, Nectriaceae. Bases 87 to 1244 code for a protein of 385 amino acids. The record is from RefSeq and is a predicted model, not a curated record. The transcript is spliced from 6 exons.
CUGAUGCAUGUCACUGCCCUACGCUCUGCAGCUGUUGCUUUUGAUCAUCCCCUCAUUGCAACUUGGUGCGUGCAGCGAGUGUCACAAUGGCCGAUAGCAGGGGCACCCGGCUUAUUGCCUCCUGUUGGACUCUGACAGCGGCAGCUGCCAUAUUGCUCUUCCUGCGCUUAUACUGCAAAUUGUGGCGCGGUAGAGGCCUGUGGUGGGACGACCAUUUGCUGAUCAUCGCCAUGGUAGCAUUGGUGAUCGCCGUGUCGAUCAAUACCUACAUCGUGUCUCUUGGGUUUGGUAGUCACAUUUGGACCAUCAGUGACGAGAAUCUGAAGACUAUCAACCUCAAUACGAUCCUUGUGGCGACAUUCGGGAUUAUAGCAACAACCACGAGCAAGACGUCGUUUGCCAUGACAUUGUACCGGAUCGCUACGAAUGCGUGGAUGAAAUACUUCCUCAUCUUUGUCAUUGUUACCAUCAACGUAUCAAUGAAUCUGGUGUGGAUUUUCGGCUUCGCCAAAUGCACGCCGUUGAAAAAGGUGUGGGAUAGUGAUGUACCGGGGACUUGCUGGGACAGGAGGCGUCUCGUCAAAUUCCAGCUAUUCGCGGCUUACUACUCCGCGAUCCUGGAUUUCGUGUUGGCAUUCCUUCCUUGGCAGAUCAUCAUGGGCAUGUCGAUGCGGCGUCGCGAGAGGCUUGGAGUCGCCGUAGCAAUGAGCUUAGGUGCCAUUGCCGGAAUAACGGGGAUUGUGAAAGCAGUGCUGGUGGUCAACAUGACCAGUACUGACUUCACUUAUGCCCGCGUUGAUCUAACCAUCUGGACACUGACGGAGCCCGCAGCCUCCAUCAUGGCAAUCUCGAUCCCUAUUCUGAGGAUGUUGUACCGGGAGCUCAAGUCGAGUCAAAAAAGUUAUCCUCGAAAUAAAUCGCAGACGAAUCCACUUGAACCAGGAAUGGGAAGCCAUAUUCAAGAUGGCUCGGACCAGAGAAAAUCGAAGCGAUUUGGCUUUGGUUCUAAAUACGGCCGGAACUCUGUUCUCAUCAUGUCAACUGCAGGGUGGCAGGAGUCUCAAGAGGCUCUACAGGAUGCAGAAGGCAGCCAAUCCAAACCAUCGCUGAGACAGGGUGGCGUCUUGAAAACGGAAGAAGUGAGGGUACAUCACGAACGGGUAAGCUUGAGCGACGAGAACUCAAUAGAGCUCAAACCCUUGAGCGUGGCCCAUGUGAAUAGUGGGAAGGGUGCCGACCGUUAGAUAUUUGAAACAGAAUAAUUAGAAGUGACUAAUGUGCAUAUAAUUGAGACAAUUACUACUUAUGAUCCAAAGUCUCCACCUAGGCCGGUUGGCGUCUAAGGACCAGAAGUAUAGUAGAGGCUUCGCUGCUAUCUAUUCAACG